Molecule: messenger RNA, 1932 nt
Organism: Ziziphus jujuba (common jujube)
Lineage: Eukaryota; Viridiplantae; Streptophyta; Magnoliopsida; Rosales; Rhamnaceae
Product: disease resistance protein Roq1-like
Exons: 3
Coding region: 653-1180 (175 amino acids)
Biological process (GO): defense response
Molecular function (GO): ADP binding
Source: RefSeq, a predicted model, not a curated record
CAAUUUACACCUCUGCGUCCAUUCUUUUCCCCUCUCUCUCUCUCUCUCUCUCUCUCUCUCUCUCUCUCUGUGCUCUGCUUUGACUGCCGGUACUGGUCGGGGAACCACCAGCCAUGGAACUUCCAGCAAGUAGUUUUGAGAGAAACUAUUGGUUAAUUUGAAAAACAGGGGUUGUUGAGAGAAGAAAGAGAUACAAGUUAGACUCGAGGGUAUUAUUUGUCAUAAUUAACCAAAUUCCAAAAAUGACCUCGGAAACAUGUACGAUUCAUCAUUUUCAUCAUCAAUAUGAUGAGUUCCUGAGUUUCAGAGAGGAGGAUACAGGCAAAAGCUUUACAGACCAUUUGUACAAUGCUUUGAUACAGAAAGGAAUUUUUACAUUCAGGGAUUACGAAAAACUUGGUUCAUUAGUUGCCUCCAAAGCAAUUGAAGAAUCGAGAUUCGCAAUCGUUGUUUUGUCGGAAAAUUAUGCAUCUUCGACUCGGUGCUUGGACCAACUUGUCAAGAUUGUCGAAUGCAAGAAGGAGCUGCGACUGGGGGCUGUUUUUCCAGUUUUGUAUCAUGUGGAUCCAACCCAGCUGAUUGAGGAGUGUGGAAAGGCUUCCUUUGCUGAACAUGAACAAGUUUUCAAAGACGAUGUGGAGAAAGUGAAGAAAUGGAAUGGGGCUUUAACGGAAGCCAUCAAUCUCUCUCUCGCACUUGGUGGGAUUUGAAAGACAGGCAUGAGUCAGAUUUCAUUUUGGAAAUUGUUAAAGAUAUUCUCAAAAAAUUGUGUCCAGCAGUCCCAAGUGGUAACACCGACUUUUUAGUUGGCGUGGCUUGUCGUUUGAAGAAAAUGGAUUCGUUAUUGGAUAUAGGAUUAGAUGAUGUUCUCACGAUCGGGAUAUGGGGUAUGGGAGGUAUUGGUAAGACAACUAUAGCCCUUGAAGUUUUUGAUAGGAUCAAAGAUAAAUUUCAAGCUAGUGCUUUCAUUGACAUAGAAGAGGAAUUUUUAGGAAAUGGUAUAGUGCAAUUACAAAAGCAUCUUCACCAAGCUUCAUGGAACAUUGAAGUUGAUGUAUGGAAGGAUAUGGAUUAUGCAAGAAUGAACCUUUUAAGGAACAAAAUGCGUUCUAGAAGGGUGCUCAUUGUUCUUGACAAUGUUGAUAAAUUGGAUCAUAUCGAAGCUUUAGUAGGAAGUUAGAAAGAACAGCAUGAUUGGUUUGGUCUGGGGAGUAAAGUCAUGUGACAACUAGGAAUAAGCACUUGUUGAGGAGGUAUGGAGAGAAAUACAUACACCAAGUUGAUAAACUAACUGGUGAUGAAGCUCUUCAACUCUUAGGACAUGAAGCAGUCAAGAGAAACUGUAGUUUAAAUGAGUUUAAAGGAAAAUCAUACUCAUGAUCUGUUUUAUACGUUUAAAGUAAGUUUUGAUGUAUUAGAUCAUGAGGAUAAGAAAAUAAUUUUGGACAUAGCUUGUUUCUUCAAUGGAAAGGAUAGAUAUGAUGUGGAAAAAAUAUUACAAAGUCAGGGAUUUCACCAUAAGAUUGGUAUACAAGUUCUUAUUGAGAGAUCUCUAUUAACUGUGGUAAAAAAUAAGCUAUGGAGAUAUUGUUGCUCAAAGAGCCAAGCAAACUGAGUAAGCUGUGGUCAACAUAAGGAAUUUUAGCUGAACUGUAUCGGUUGAGCUUUAAAGUUCUUAUUGUUUUUAUUGUAUGCUCUCGAGUCUUGAGGUCAUUUGUAAAUAAAAUUUUAGGGAAUUAAGUUUUGUUUCGUGAAUUUUAUUACAUAUUGAUUUUGUGGACAACUUGUAUCUCAUUUAUUACAUGAUUAAGUACACAAUCAAACAUAUUAAUGUGUUGAAGAAUUGUAAAUGACAAUGACCAUGAACUGAGUUUAUGAUAUCUGUUCCUUAGAGCAAUGAAAACAAUCUCUUGAUUAGCACUUUGAAUUGUA